This is a messenger RNA of Oncorhynchus tshawytscha (Chinook salmon), 1257 nucleotides long. RefSeq names its product zinc finger protein 3-like. Gene Ontology annotation, molecular function: DNA-binding transcription factor activity, RNA polymerase II-specific; RNA polymerase II cis-regulatory region sequence-specific DNA binding. The annotation marks the transcript as partial. The record is from RefSeq and is a predicted model, not a curated record. Gene Ontology annotation, biological process: regulation of transcription by RNA polymerase II. The transcript has 3 exons. NCBI's taxonomy places the organism in Eukaryota, Metazoa, Chordata, Actinopteri, Salmoniformes, Salmonidae.
UAUGAAGUUUUAAUGGGUGUAGGGUUAGUUGUCUCGUCAAUUUUUGUCACGAAGUGUAAUGAAAAUAGUAAGCUGAUAAAAAGACAAAUCAGUAGGUGGCAGCAUGCACCAAUAAUAAUUGUAUGCAAACCGCCAUUAUACCGAAGAAGAAGACGUUUUCUUGCUUUACAACAGCCCUUCUCGCAGGAAGUGUGAAUGCCCUAACAUCUAGCACGGUUGCAUUGCUGUAAAAUUCCACUGCGGACGUCGGAUUGAACAUACUUUGGGUUUCACUGGUUCGCUGCACGGACAGCGCAGCGGUAAUCAGGCUGGUAUUUUAUAGGCUACACUUACUGGGCCUCAGACAAUUAAAACUAUCUGGACUCCCGAAGAGGACGUUGUUCCAACAGACUCUCGGGUAGAGUUAGACGAGAACAGAUAACACGAUUCUUGGUGAAUAGGGCUUUAAACGUUUUUACUUUAAUAGAUCAGGUCAAAUCUAUGUGAGAUUAGCCUACAUCACAUUUAUUUGUCACCACUAAAGUUUUGAUAUUGAAAAGGACGUCUGAUUGCUCUGAUCUGGCUGUUUUUUAAAUCUGAAUUCUGCAACAAAGAAAGUAACUAGUGUAGGCUAGCUACAGAUGUACUGUCGUGUUUUUAUUUGAAGAAAUAAUAGCUUCCACGAUGGAUCGGGACAGAGCUAGUCCGUCCCCUUCCAACCUGCCGGAGUCCCCUGGUCACAACUCUCCUGGUAGCGCCUUACUGCUGGAUCUGAAGAGGGUGUCUGUGAGGCUGGUCGACUGCAGGAAAACACCAGGGCAGAGUGGAACUGUGAGAGAAGGACAUGAGGAGGUUGAUUUGAUUUCAUCAAGUGACACCCCUAACUGUCGUUCUCUCAGUGGGAGGAGCUUAUCAUCUGGGGAGCCUCAACAACAUGUUACUGACGUGACAGAGAAGAGUCUCUCCAGAUCAGAACACCUCAAGAAACACCAGCAGAGAUGUAGAGGGAAGAAAACUCACCACUACUGCUUUGACUGUGGAAAGAGUUUCACUCGCAGGAGUGGCUUCAUUAUGCACCAGCGGAUUCACACCCGAGAGAAACCGUACUGCUGCUCUCAGUGUGGGAAGAGUUUCACCUGUGCAGGAGGUCUUAAAGUACACCAAAGAAUCCAUACUGGAGAGAAGCCUUACAGCUGCCCAGAAUGUGGGAAGUGUUUUACUGCUUCUAACGCCUUCAAAUAUCAUUUGCGGAAUUCAUACAGGGAGCGGCCUUACCCC